UUGACAUAAAUUCCUAGAAAACUUGAUGCAAUUUCGGCUUCCUAAGGCUAAAAUCUUGAUUGAUCAAUGACAGUUACAGAAACCCAUCAUCUCCUGUUAACUCCUUUUGAUUAAGACAAUUAAACCCCAUUAUCAUUACAAUGGUUAAACUUAAUGCAGUCCUUUCCUCUCCCUCAUCACUUGCUCUAUAAAUAGAUUCUCACUUCUCAACUUUUACAUAUCUCUCUAUCUUUUACUCUCAUAGACAAACAUAUACACAUAACAUUUUCCAAUGGCUAGCAUAAAUGUGUUUAUGUUAUUGUCCCUUGCAUGCGUCUUGGCAGUGACAAAUGUGACUGCAACAAGGGACUUGUACAUUAAGCCUGGACAUAGGCUUGCAGCAAGGCUUGAAACCAGUGAAGGCUUAGUCCCUUGCUGGAACGCACUAUUGGAGCUCAAAUCAUGCUCAAAUGAGAUUGUUAUUUUCUUCCUCAAUGGCCAGACUGAUAUUGGUCCUGACUGUUGCCGCGCCAUUACUAUUAUAACACAUAACUGCUGGCCUGCCAUGCUCACUUCACUCGGUUUCACAGCUGAGGAAGGCUAUAUUCUAAGAGGCUAUUGUGAUGCAGCAGCCUCCAUUCCAUCUGCAGCUCCUUCUCCUUGCUCACCAGCGCCUUGGGCCUAG
Quercus lobata is the source of this 664-nucleotide messenger RNA. Its product is annotated as egg cell-secreted protein 1.4-like. The record is from RefSeq and is a predicted model, not a curated record. The transcript has a single exon. NCBI's taxonomy places the organism in Eukaryota, Viridiplantae, Streptophyta, Magnoliopsida, Fagales, Fagaceae. Gene Ontology annotation, biological process: double fertilization forming a zygote and endosperm. The coding region runs from base 272 to 664 and encodes 130 amino acids.